This is a messenger RNA of Perkinsus marinus ATCC 50983, 873 nucleotides long. RefSeq lists its product as hypothetical. Lineage: Eukaryota; Perkinsozoa; Perkinsida; Perkinsidae. Gene Ontology annotation, molecular function: nucleic acid binding. The record is from RefSeq and is a predicted model, not a curated record. The transcript has 7 exons. The annotation marks the transcript as partial.
GCAUUAUCACGUAUACUUCGAUGUGAUGUCGUGUCGAGCUCCUCUACCCGACAUAGUCGUCAUGCACUACUAAAUUCAGCGACGCCUCGGCCCCCCGUGUACCGUCUACCGCCUCCGCAGUUUGCUGUGGACUCGCAGUUCAAGUUCAAAGUCGAGGCUGAGGCUCAUCCUAUGGACAUCGGCGAUAUCAUUAUGAAGGUGUGCAUGAGUAAGCGCCAUACCGUGGUCCUGCAAGCGCAAGGGGCCCCUGCAACAGCAGUGGCGGUCAAGGGCUUCAUAGAAGCCAACGCCCCUCGAUCGCGCAGUUGCCACUUGGUCGUAUCAGGAGCACCUCUAGAGGAGGUCGGAAGAAGAGGAGGUCCCAGUACGGUCAUUUGGCUGAGCUCAUACAGAGCAAGGGAUCCUAACCUUUUCAAACAGGAGGACAGUGCGGAGACAAUGGUUGUGUCCAACCAUACCAAGCCGGCCCCUCUAGCAGGAUCCAUAUCGACUUCAAUCGAACAAGGGCACAUCGUUCGGCUGCAGGGUGCCGGCCCUCACUGUCUUAAGAAGAUGAUGGAGGCCCUAGCUAUUAGCGGCCGACACUUUUCUGAGGAUCGGCAACCACGACCUGGGUCCAGGAGGAGACCAGGCCUGCUUGUGUGUUGGCCGCGGUUCAUGUCAACGCGGAGCCCUAGUGCGGGGCAUGAGCGUGCUCCUAAGGGAGUUGUGGAGAUCUAUGUCGCUCUCGAGGAGAGCAUUUGCGGUGACGCGGUUGUUGCAGAAGAUGCUGACGAGGGAGACCGAUGGCAACAGCAGCAGCAGCGGCAGAUUGUUGAUGCUUCUCCUGAUAUACCUCGACUGAGAAUGGUCGGUCUCCUCAAUGGUGCAGUG